AUGGUGGCCCCCCAGACACUGCGACGCCUCUCAAAGGAGCUCCUUGCCCUCUCGACGGCGCCGCCAGACGGCGUGCGGGUCGUGCUCGACGAGUCGGAUAUCCUCUCGUUCCGGGCGUGGAUCCAAGGACCUCCGGGUACGCCAUACGAUGCCGGCACCUUUGAGAUCACGUUCGACUUCCAAGGCGUCGACUUCCCCAACGUCCCGCCCGUCUGCAAGUUUGCGACGAAAAUCUUCCAUCCCAACGUAUCGCGGUCGGGCGACAUUUGCGUCUCGACGCUGAAAAAGGACUGGAAACCCGACUACGGCAUCGGACGCAUCCUCGUCACGAUCAAGUGUCUCCUCAUCGCUCCGAACCCCGAUUCGGCACUGGAUCCAGAAGCGUCGAGGCUGCUCCAGGAAGAUUAUGCGCAGUACGCCGAGACGGCCAGACUCUGGACGGAAAUCUACGCCGCCAAACCCCCUCCCGCCGCUGCUGGCCCGUUCCUACCCUCCCAACCUUCCUCCUCCUCCUCCUCCUCCUCCGCGAUGACGACGAGGGUAGAGCAGAACUCGACAUCCAAGGCGCCCGCCCUCGCCCCGGCACCUGCGUCGACGCCAUCGGAUGCGCUCGCCCUCAACCUCGUAGCCGCAAACGCAGUCAAUACCGCAGCAGCCGCUGCAACCGCCGUCGUCGUCUCUGCCACCGCUCUCGCCAAGCAAGGCAUCACCACAACGACAACGACGACGGCGACGUCGGCGACGCAGCCGGCUUCGACUGCCCCCCCGCCCCCCAAAAAAGUCAUGGCUGGCGGCGGACCCAAACGCGGUCUGCGCAGGCUCUGA
Pseudozyma flocculosa PF-1 is the source of this 825-nucleotide messenger RNA. RefSeq lists its product as uncharacterized. The record is from RefSeq and is a predicted model, not a curated record. The transcript is spliced from 4 exons. Lineage: Eukaryota; Fungi; Basidiomycota; Ustilaginomycetes; Ustilaginales; Ustilaginaceae. The coding region runs from base 1 to 825 and encodes 274 amino acids.